Molecule: messenger RNA, 2564 nt
Organism: Drosophila biarmipes
Lineage: Eukaryota; Metazoa; Arthropoda; Insecta; Diptera; Drosophilidae
Product: nuclear cap-binding protein subunit 1
Exons: 3
Coding region: 262-2526 (754 amino acids)
Biological process (GO): mRNA export from nucleus; nuclear-transcribed mRNA catabolic process, nonsense-mediated decay
Cellular component (GO): nuclear cap binding complex; nucleus
Molecular function (GO): protein binding; RNA cap binding; mRNA binding
Source: RefSeq, a predicted model, not a curated record
GAGUUUUGCUCAAACGGUUUAUUCAUUCGAUCUGAAACCUGUGAAAAACUUCGGAAUAAUUGUUUUAAUAGUAAACGUAUUUGAAUAAUUGUGAGAUAAUUUCUAAAAUUAACUUACGAAUGAACUAAUAAUUUCCCCCGCGUGCCCAAUCGUAUUCACUUUUAAUUUGAUCAAUAAUUUGCUUUUCAAAAUUGUACUAUUUUUAGUGGCUCAGUAAUAAAGAUAUCACAUUAACAAUCACUACUCCCAGAUCGAUUUAAAAUGGAGCCAGGUCGUCGCAAGCGUGCAGAUUGGAGUGGCGAUGAGGAGGACGACAGUCGCCGGAAGAGAAUGGCCGAGGACAAGCUGGUGGCCGUGGACAGGUGGAUGCGGAGCUUGAGCUACCAGGGCGGCAACUCCAUCGAGCUGAAGCUGGAGAACCUCUCGUACCUGCUGCGCAACGAGAUCAGCGCCGAGCUGCGAAAGCACAUCCUGCAGCUCCUGAUUGCCUGCGUGGGCACCCAUCCCUGGCAGUCCAGUGCCUAUGCCACAUUUGUGGGCCUGCUGAACAUCGUCAACUUCGAGUUCGCCUACGAAUGCCUGACCUUCAUGAUGCAGAAGCUGCACGAGUCCAUCUGCAACCGCGAGUGGUACAAGGUGCGGGGAGUGGUCCACUUCUUGGUGGACCUGUACAAUUGCCAUGUGGUCACCUCGUCGUCAUUGCUGAGCUUCCUCGCGGGCCUCGUGAAGGAGUGCGAGAACGUGAAGGAUCCGGAUGAUGUGGAUCCUGUGCCGCAGACCCGACUGGACUGGCUGGCCUACUGUGUGCUUUCCGCGGUUCCCCUGAUCGGCAGGGAUCUGCAGGGCAAGGCCGAGUUCGAGGGAAUAAUGCUCACGCUGCAGAUUUACAUCAAGAAGAGGAGCAUCUUGCCCACCGCCGUGUUGGGUAUUUGGCGGGACUCGAAGCAGAGGGACUACUUGGAUUUGCUGUGGCAAAGGGUAGAUGAUAUGAGGCGGGAGCUGUUCGCCGAACCGGAGCACCAGCUGAUCCCGCGUCCCUAUCUGGCGUUCGACGAGGCCCUGAGUAUCGGACCGCUGCACAUCCUGCGGGACUUCCAGGUGACGCCCCAUGAGCCCAAGUGUCCAUAUCCCCCACCUCGAGUGUCCUUUUGCCUCUUUUCCUCCGACAUUGGCGACGAGCAGCGCGAAUUGCCCCAUGUGCUGCGCAUUGAGCGGCAUCUGAUGGAGAUCCAGAUCCAGGAUAUCCUCAACUCCCAGCAUCUGGAGAGAAGGAGCUGCGCCGACAACCUCCUGGCCUACGCCGCCUCCAAGAGCCAGUUGGCGGUUUACCACUCCAUUGUGGAGGUGAUUCUGGGCGAGAUGCUGCAUCUGCCCGCUUCUCAGUGGAUCAACAUCAACUAUGGAGCCCUGCUGGUGGAGCUCUGCAAGCGGCAGCCGGAGAAGGUGCCCCGCGUGGUCGACCAGGCCGCGCUCAUCCUCUUCGAUCGCCUGGACUACAUGAGCGUGGCCUGCUUCGACCGGCUGGUCAACUGGCUGUCGUUCCACCUGAGCAACUUCGGGUUCGCCUUCUACUGGGACAAGUGGGGAAGAAGUGUCCGCUCCCCGAUCGAUCCGAGUGUCAACAAUCUCCAGCCGAAGGCGGUUUUUCUCAGGGAAUUGAUUAAGAAGUGUGUCAGGCUCUCAUACCCCGAGAGGAUAGUAGAGAUUCUGCCGGAUUUCCUGGCCGGUUUCCUUCCGCGGACUUCCAUACCGCACUUCAAAUUCGUCGACGAAACACUCCCGGGUGCGAUGCUAUCCAAGAAUCUCCUGGAGGCGAUGCGCAGCAAGCAAUCCUGCCCGGAAAUGAUCUCCACCAUUAUAAAUAGCACCACGGGAAUAGGACCCCUGCUCAAGAUCAACGUGUUAACUCAGAACUGCCUUUACCUCGGGUCCAAAUCGUUCAGCCAUACUUACGCAAUACUCUGCAAGUACCACUCUGUGCUUAAGGAAAUGGAGGCGCCCGAAUCGGAGAAGCAACAUGCCAUCUUGGGCGGACUCUUCGAGCUUUGGGUCGACAGCGACCAAUACAAAUUGGUGGUGAGCGAGAGACUGAUUCGCAUGAAGGUGAUCGAGCCCAGAAGCAUGGUGUCCUGGAUCCUAGGACCGCAAAUGCGGAAGGAGCUCACCAAGAUGUACGCCUGGGAGCUGCUCCACUCCACUGUGCGCCAUGUGAGGCGUGUCCAACAGCAGACCGAAGUUGUGGAUGUGGACUGUCCGAGUGAGGCGGGUUGCGCAGUCAGGGGCAUUUUACUGGACAUCGUUAACCGCUCCGUGAAGGCUCUUUCUGCUGCUCCGGAGGAACAGGAGGGGUCCGAGGAGCAGUACUGGUUCCACUGGGUUCUCGGCCGUCUUCAAGAGACGCUUUUUAUCUAUGCCGCCGACUACAAAAAUAUGUCCUGCAAACUGGAAAAAAUCUCCGCAGAGGGUGACCUCAGAGAGAGCAUUUCAAAAACGAUUCGGGGAUUUUUAGCAUACGUUAAGGCAUAAUUGUAUUCCACAAUAACAUUCUUAUUCACGAUGCCUUA